AGUUCUGUCCAGUAGCGGGGCGACGGGUGUGUCAACUCAGAAGUAGGUAUAUAGGUGGUCUAGGCCCGGACAGACAGACAAGCUCUCAGGCCAGCGAAGGAUCACAAUGUGGAGCAUGUGGAGGGAGGUACUCCUCGUGGUUGCAGGCCUCGGCCUCUGUCAGGCAUCGCUGCCUCUGCCCGCCUACGUUAAGCCAUGCGCACGAUCUGACCCGGAUUUCAACGCAUGCGCCCUAAAGAGAGCCAGAGAAAUCAUCCAGCAAGUAAUAAGAGGCGACAGGAAGUACAAGGUGCCAGUGCUGGACCCCCUGGAGAUUCAGGAACUGAAGAUAGCGGAAGGAGGCCCGAGACAAGUCGGCCUGACCCUCAUAAUGAGGAACGCAAAAGUGUUCGGCAUGAAGGACAGCGACCUAAAGGUAACGAGGUUCGACUUCGGCAAGAAGCACGUUCACUACGAGAUGGCGCUGAGGCGGGCGGAAAUCAUAGGGAAAUACAGCGUCUCGGGGAGGAUCCUGCUUUUGCCCAUACUCGGCAACGGUGACCUCAACAUCACGCUAGAAAACGUCACGGUGACAUAUGACCACGACUUCACCCUGGAGCCCAUGAAUGGUGACGUUUACUUGGUGAUACAGAACCCCAGGACAACAGUGACUCCGGCCCGAGCAUACAUCCAACUCACGAACCUGUUCAACGGGGACCCCGUGCUCGGGAGGCAGAUGAACAUAUUCCUGGAUGAGAACUGGAAGGACGUGUACAGGGAACUGUCCCCAGCUGUGAUCACAGCCUUCUCAGAAAUCAUCAGCGCAAUCAUCACAGGUAUUGCUGGAUCAGUGCCCUUCGACGUGGCAUUCCCGGAAACGUUGCCACCCAGUGCUUAGGUUCGGAGCCUUGACACGACUCGCAUAAGCUAAUGAGAAACAGUCAUCAAAAUCACCCCGGCUCCGGGCGUCCAUACCGGCUCAGUGCUAAUGUUGAGUUUGCUCGUGGGCUGUGUCGCUGCCUCCAUCUUCAGGGUGAGCAAGCUGAACAGGUGUUCACAUAUAUAGGAGUUGUGGUCGUCGAACAGACAUGUGGAGGACAGGUGGGGCAAAUGGGACAUUAUCGAAAGCCCCCUAAGCGCACUUGCUUGCAAUGUCGCUUAGCCACAUGGAGGGUUGGUCAAGGGUAGGACACGAUGGAAAUGGGAAGGAGGGGAAGCAACUCCAUGCCCAGAAAUGUGUUCAUUUUGUUAGUUCAUGAUUAUAUAAGAACCACUUGAAGAGAAUGAAAAUGGAGGUACUGAGGAAGACUAUGAGAAAUAAUCAGUAUGCCAUUACACGCGCCCGGAGCCUAGAACACAUAUGGAACACAGUGCUGCUCGCCUCACAGAGUCAUCUUGUCUAAAAUAAGGUUUCUAUCAAAUGCUUCAGAAAAUAUGAUCUUGGUAAACUUUG
Molecule: messenger RNA, 1432 nt
Organism: Cryptotermes secundus
Lineage: Eukaryota; Metazoa; Arthropoda; Insecta; Blattodea; Kalotermitidae
Product: protein takeout-like
Exons: 6
Coding region: 107-877 (256 amino acids)
Source: RefSeq, a predicted model, not a curated record